ACCAGCCUCAAGACAAGGCAUGCUUCGCAGUCCCUGAGCGCUCGCCACGCUGCCCCCCAAAAGGCCUGGUUUUCCUCCCCUGGUUUGGUUCUGCCACCCAGCAAAGUGGACUCAAGGGAACCAGGCAGGAUGAGCACCACUGGGAUUGUCCUGAGCACCCCACUUUCGGACGAAAGCCCAGCCUUCACCCCCCUGAAGCCUGUCGCAAUGUCUAGGGAGGCCAACGAAGACCCGGCCGUCUUCGAAGACAUGAAGCCCCCCGUUCGAAUGCUGGAGAACCCACAGGAUUUGGCACAGGCUCGCUCCGAAAUGGACAAGUACCUCUCGGGCCAAGCGCUGCCGGUGCCAGCCGUGCCAGACAAGAAGUACCGCCGGGAGAGUGCCUCCGUGGUGGAUGAGUAUUUCUCCAUGGAGAAGCCGUCCUCCAUGCCCUACAGUGUGAACAUCAACGUGAUCCUGCCGGACACCACCCACCUGCGCACUGGUCUCUAUCGGCCCACCAAGCCCCUGGCGCCUUUCCCUCAGAUCAAAAUGGAGCCGGGAACCUGCUUUGCGCAGCCUUGCUCCUCCGCGGCUGGAGGGGCCACCCAGACUCUUCCGGACUUCACCAGUGUAUUCAGCAUGCCGCAGUCGGUGGCAACAAACAACAUCUUUGUCAAGCAAGAGAUGCCUUCUGAGAUCCCACUGUCUUCCAGUCUGCUUUACCAGUUGCCAGUCGGCAGCGGUGGCAGCAGCGGGGAGAUGACCACCAUGGCCCACUCCACAUGUGGCACCACCGCCAUCAGCACCAUCAAUGGGGUGGCCAUGUCCACCAGCAGCGGCUCCGGGCUGGACUCCCGACACGUCCGGCUGGGAGGGCAGGUCAAGCCGUUCCAGGUGGCGGCCUCCCCAGGGCAAAGUGGAUUCAACAUCCCUGGGGAAUUCUACCCCGUGCCAGGGGUCAGUUUGCCCCCUUCGCCCCCCAACUCCCAGCCCGGGAGCCCCGAAAACCAGCCGGAGCUGAUCAACACCAUAUCGCCUCCGCCGCCUUAUGAGGCGGCUUUUGGACUGAAGCUGGCCCCAGCGCGCCAGAUCCCAACGCUCCCCAAUGGCAUCGGGACCCUCUCCCAGGCGCACAUCGUGAUGCAGACACCUAAAUACAACCGGAGGAAUAACCCAGAGCUGGAGAAGAGACGGAUCCAUCAUUGCGACUACCCAGGUUGCACAAAGGUUUACACCAAAAGUUCACACCUGAAAGCACACCAGAGGACUCACACCGGGGAGAAGCCCUACAAAUGCACAUGGGAUGGCUGCGACUGGCGCUUUGCCCGCUCGGACGAACUGACCCGGCAUUACCGCAAGCACACCGGGGCCAAGCCCUUCAAGUGCCUGGCCUGCGGCCGCUGCUUCUCCCGCUCAGACCACCUGGCUUUGCACAUGAAGAGGCACCAGAACUGAAGAGGACAUCCUACCCUCUUCUCCUCCUCUUCCUCCGUUGCUCCCCUUUUGUACAUAGGAACCUCGACGGCCCUGCGAUCAAAGGCCACUCACACAUCUGACUCUCCCGGCUUGGCUUUGCUGAUGCCACAAAAAAUCCUGGGCAACAUCAUGGCUCUCAAAGAGAAAUGAAGUCGCGGACGGGAAGCCUCCUUCUCCCAAUUUUGUACUCCGGAGGAACGUGCUAUUUAUUUCUGCUUCUUUAAAACUAUUGUCCUCUUUUAACUUCCUGGGGAUAACCAGGCUCAGGACUUGCAGGAUGGCAACCCUUCCAUGCUUAGGGCCUGGGUCCGAAAUUUGCCUCUUUGCUCCUUUUUUGCCAGAAGUGUGUAAACAAUAUCCCUGCUAUGGUUUUUAUCCAUGGAUACUACUGACUUUAUAUGAACCAGUUUGGAGGGUGGAGGAAAUCCUUUGUUUUUGGAACUACAACACAGAGACCUAGAAUGCACUGAGAGGCCACCCUCUUGACCCAAAUGGACUCCUUUUGGGUUCUUCUACUGAAAAACUACUUAUUCUCUUUCUUCUCUCCUGCUGGCUCCUCUCUUUUGCUGGGCCUAGAUGUGGAUUUUAAAGCCUCUGUGGGAAGGACUCAUGGUUUGCCUUAAUCCUUAUGUAAGUCAGUCAUUCGGAUUGUGUCUCCCCUACCUCACAAAUAUAGGAUCAGAAGGAUGUUCUGCUGGCCCCACAAACCCCAAGGCAGAUGUGGGAUGGAGUGGCCAGUCUGGCAUCUUCUCAGGCCUUUCCAAAGUUUGCUACGGACAAGCUGACACUUCAAAUUAAACAGCAGAAAAGAGAAGAGCAAAAUCUUUCUAGUGAGAGGAACCACAUGGAAGGAGUGAUCUUCAGAAUGGGUUGAGGAAGCAGACUUGUGGGUCUCUUUUUGGCCUUUCUCUUGCAAAGGACUGGGCCACCAGCCCUCUCUGGGACACAAUCUUUGCUUCUCGUGUUUCGAUUUUGACAAAGGGCUGCCUGUCCAGCUUUGCAGCUAAAGCAUCCAGCAAGGAUUGCGCAUCAUGACUAUUGUUGUUACCGUUAUGGGCCUUCAAGUCAUUUCAGACUUUAUGGUGGCCCUAAAAGCAAACCCUAUCACGGAGUUGUCUUGGCAAGAUUGCCUUCAGGGGGGCCUCAAAACAAAAGGAGGUGCAACUCCCUGGACGGAGUGUGUCUCUUUGCUGUGUGGUGUAUGCCUAUGAAGUUGCAUGCUUUCAUAAUGUGAUGUCUUCACAAAUUGGCUGGGAAGGAGGGCAAUAGAGUUGGGGGAGAUGCCAAGCACACUUUCCAUUUGCUUCAGUUAGAGUCACCCUGAAGCAAGCACUGAAUCCGUUGGGAAGGGAGGGCUGCAUGGAAACCUAUGGGGCUGUGUGUGUUUUGUGCCAAAAAGUCUUCCUUCUGCAUCUCUUCUUCCAUGCCAGAUUGCACAGGAAGAUAGGUGCAGGCUGCCUUCUCCCCCAUUCUCCCCCCCCCCAAUUUUGGGAGAAAAGGUGCCUCUUUUCUUUGCAUUAAAAAUACUGGACCAAGGUGCCUUUGGUCUCUUCGGUGACAUCCUUACAUCUUCUCAGAUGCCCAAGGAGUAAUUUGAGCAGUUUUCAUUGUGACAAAGUCUUGGGGAAAAUGCAAUGGAUAUUUGCAAUUCAGGGCUUAUUCUGUGCAAAAUGUGUGCGUGCGUAAUUAUUUUGCACAAAAAGUAGUAUUUUCUGUGCAGGAAACAAGGCCUUUUCUGUAUCAAAAAUAAUAUAUCUGUGAAGAUUUGUUAUUUUACCUACAGAAAAUGCGGCUUCUUUUGAAGAAAAUGUUGCUGUCUGUGCAAAACUAAACCGAGGGUUUGGGUAUCCCCUUUGGCUUCUUAGCUUGCCCCCCUCCUGCCCCAAAAGGCUGGGUGGGGUUUUGUAUAUAGAAAUGAUAACUGUACAGAGUUUUGUAUAUGCAAACCAUAAAGGAUAACGUUUCCCUUUUAUAUAAGUGUGUAUGUCCGUGCGUGUGUAUGAUAUACCCACAAAAACCACACCAUCAGUGGGUGGAAAGUUUAUAUUUUGCUUCUAAGAUGUAAUUGCGUCGGCAUUUUGUAAUAAAACUCUAGCAAUGACAGGGGAACGACACGCAUCCUUCCAAAGGCUGAGACCCCAUUUUCUGCAGCAAUCAAACCAAACAGUCCAGUUGCCCCUAAUGCAGAAAGGGAUACAGAAGGGCAACCUGGGGCCACUUUUGUGGCCCACAGAUGUUAAAAGCAAUUUUUGUGUGUGCAAAAAUGCCUCAAAUGCCCACAAAUUGUCUAUAGGGAGUAUGGGGCAGCAUCUUUGCCACCCUUUAUGCCCCUGAGGCUUUUUUCAGCAACAGGAGAUGAACAGGAAGGGACUUCAGGGUCAAUACUUGUUGCAAAAAUAGGCAUCUUUGGAAUCUAAAGUAGCCAAAGGACUCUCCAAAAUAUGCUACCUAAAGGGAAUUCAAGGGUACGGUGGAGAUGUAUGGUCCUCACAGGUUUCCUGGGUGUCCAGCCUCCAACCAUUGUCCACUCAUGGCAUACAUUUUCCACCUAGAGGUCAGUGGUAGGAACUUAGAAUGGCUUAAUAUGUUUGCAAUCUUACCUGGACAGGAUGAACAGGUAUGUUUAAGCUCCUCUUGGGCUGGCAUCGAGCGUCCUGCAAGUCCAUGGCUGUCAGGUCCAAAGGUGGAAGAGAAAGGAAUAAAGUUAAUCCCUUGCAUUUGACAAAGAGCUCAGUGGCAUCUGCAAGCUGUCCAUAUACACAAACCUUGAGCCAUCGACCGCCCCUCCGUCACACAAGGAUUGUAGGGUCUUCCAGAGGAAGUCAAGGGGAGAAUUGCAUUUUGGAAAUGAGUGUGAGAAGGAAUCUCUCUCCCCAGAUAUAUAUAUAUAUAUAUAAUUUUUUUAAAAAGACAAAUAAAACACAAACAGAAUGGCCUUGCUUCUUGUUCCCUGCAGGAGUUAAAACUCCACGUGAACGUUGUUUUUAGAACAUAUGUAUAUAUAUUUUAUAUAUCUAUUUCUAAAAUGGA
Molecule: messenger RNA, 4488 nt
Organism: Sceloporus undulatus (fence lizard)
Lineage: Eukaryota; Metazoa; Chordata; Lepidosauria; Squamata; Phrynosomatidae
Product: Krueppel-like factor 5
Exons: 4
Coding region: 130-1437 (435 amino acids)
Biological process (GO): regulation of transcription by RNA polymerase II
Molecular function (GO): DNA-binding transcription factor activity, RNA polymerase II-specific; RNA polymerase II cis-regulatory region sequence-specific DNA binding
Source: RefSeq, a predicted model, not a curated record